AAUUCGGUUGUUUUCAUUCUGUUGUUUUUGUGCUUCAGAACAGCAGCGACUUUCAGCGCGGAGACUCUCUACAGCUACAGCUUCACCUACAGACCAGUUUACUGAUUUAUUCUCACUGUUUAUUAUCUGUACUCUUUAUAAUUACUCAUUAAUUACUGUAUUAUCUAUAUUUUAAUUCUUAUUAACUGUCUUUUUCGCUUUUUCCCUUUUGUUUUUGUUUUUGUACAGGUUACAGGAGCCGGUGAGGGACACCGCCACCCCGCGGUCGAACAUGGCGUCUCCGAGCAGAGUCCGCCCCCUGGAGGUGCGUUCUGACCGUUCGGAGAACUCCACCAUCCGUCCCCCGGCUUUUGGCUGCCGAAAGGCUUGGGUGAAACGCAUCAUACGCACGGUGCCCACCUCCCGCCCACAGCCUGCAGCAAUCCCCAGCACCCCUCCCCCCACCGUCACGACCCCAUCCUUCCCUCGGUACAGCCGCCGUAAGGUCCUGGUGCCGAUCCCUGUGGCAGAGCUGGACUUUGUUGGACCAGAGCCUGAGCUCAUCCCAGGUGCAGCUGCACAGGCUUUGGCCGACCCUGUCUGGGAGGUGGAGGACCUCGACGAUGAGGUGGAGAUGUCGAAGGAGGAGUCAGACGUCUCUAGCGUCUACACUUCACCUUUUUCUUCUUGCUCAGAAUCUUCAGUGGAGGACCUCACCAUCACCGUCUUCCCACCAGAGCUAACCGGCCAGGGAGUCACUGCACCUUCACCCACCAUCAGAACACAGAGCAGAUUCCUGAAAAGAUUCACCACCAACUUUUGGACCUCUGUGUUUUCUCGUUUCAGGUCCCGUGCUCGAGUCUCGGUGCUGGUUGGGGAGGCGGACCCAGGUCUGGAGGCGGAGCCGGCUGCACAGGACGUGCAGGACCUGGAAGAGCGAAGGGACGCGGUGGAGACCCCUCCCAAAAGAAAGGGAGGAAGGAGGAAGCUGUUCCUGAGCUGCUUCAGGGGGUCAGAGAGGGAUUAAUUAGAUUGAUAGAUUUAAAUAUUUAUACCUAUUAAUUAGAUUGAUUGUAAAUAGAUUAAUAGAUUUGUAGGCAUUAAUUAGAGUAAUUGUAGUUAGAUUAGUAUAUGUAUAGGCAUUAAUUAGUUGAUAGGUAU
Messenger RNA from Astyanax mexicanus (Mexican tetra), 1140 nucleotides. RefSeq lists its product as uncharacterized. NCBI's taxonomy places the organism in Eukaryota, Metazoa, Chordata, Actinopteri, Characiformes, Acestrorhamphidae. The coding region runs from base 272 to 1006 and encodes 244 amino acids. The record is from RefSeq and is a predicted model, not a curated record. The transcript has 8 exons.